Molecule: messenger RNA, 822 nt
Organism: Guillardia theta CCMP2712
Lineage: Eukaryota; Cryptophyceae; Pyrenomonadales; Geminigeraceae
Exons: 10
Biological process (GO): protein phosphorylation
Molecular function (GO): ATP binding; protein kinase activity
Source: RefSeq, a predicted model, not a curated record
GUGCAUGAUUUUUAUCAUAUCGGAUCUACAUUGGGGAAGGGAAGCUUUGCAGUUGUAAAAGAGGCUCAGCAUAAACACACUGGUGUCCGAGUUGCCAUAAAGAUGAUUGAUCGUUCGAAUCCAGGUUUUGUAGCGUUUGAUGCCGAUGCGUUGCGCAAAGAAAUUGCAACGAUGCAUCGUAUAAAUCACCGGAACUGUAUAAGACUUCAUGAGGUUUUUGAAGAACAAGGAUAUAUAUGUCUGGUCCUAGACCUCGUAACUGGAGGGGAACUGUUUGAUAGAAUAAUUGCACGUGGUCAUUAUUCCGAGAAGGAUGCUGCUGAGGUUUCUCGAGAUGUCUUGCAAGCAGUUGCGUACUUGCACGCUCAAGGCAUUGUACACAGGGAUCUUAAGCCAGAAAACUUGUUGUACAUGUCAAACGAUGAGAGUAUGCCGGAAUACAAGCACAUCAAAGUUGCAGAUUUCGGUCUCGCAAGGUGUGGAUCACCCGAUUCACCCAUGCGGACAAUGUGUGGGACUCCAGGAUAUGUCGCCCCGGAGGUGCUCGACCCUCGUCUAACAGCUCCGCAUGGAUACGGGCCUCAGAUUGAUGUCUGGAGUAUUGGAGUGGUCCUCUACAUCAUGCUCUGCGGAUUCCCUCCGUUUUACAGCGAGAACACUGUCACGCUUUUUCGUCAGAUUCGAAGAGGGGACUAUUCUUUCCCGUCUCCCUACUGGGACAAUAUUUCAGAUUUAGCGAAGGCACACUUCUUUGACUUGGUCAGGAGGAUGCUUGUCGUUGACCCUAAACAACGUUUGACAGCUCAGCAAGUAAUCCGUUGA